AUGGAAGGGUCUGUGGGUUAUGAAUGUAUACUAAAGUUAAAAGGGGGAGACACUGCCAGUUCAGAAACUUCUAGCCAAGGUGGAACUGGUAAUAAAGCCCAAGAUGUUCGACGUCGGCAAAAACGACAAGAUCUUGAGGUCCCUACAAGUUAUGUUCAAGGGUUAAUCAACAGGAUCAUUAAUAAUGUGUGUAUUGUUUGUAACAAUGUUAUUCUCAAAUAUGUUGAAGAUGACAUUGUUUUAUCUAUCAAUGUCAAGACCUUAGAGUUUCGCUCAGUUGAUGGAAACUGGACCCCAGCAUUUAUAGAUUUGACAGCAGAGGACCUUAUUUUAAGAAAUCUGGCUACUCUAACUGAUUUGACCGUUUGUUUGGACAAGAGAAAUGCCUCAGGAAAGAUUGAAAAUUAUCAAGAACCACUUUUGUAUCGAUGCUCCCUCUCCUGCCGAGUGGUGCGUCAGUUUGAAUCUGUCAACUCAAUCCAGCCUCUCUGCACAAGAUAUGAUGUCUUUUGCCCUCAGUUACAUUUCAGUUUAUCAGAUAUGCAGUUGCCUAUGUUUUUGAGACUACUGCAGUUAUCCUUAGCAUUAUAUUAUGGGGAACUUGGAACCUAUAUGGAAACAGAGCAAACCACAUGUGUUCCCUUGGGAGAGGACCAAGAAAAUGCUCUUAAUGAGGAUUUUGCCAAUGAUAAUGCUUCAUGGUCAUCGUGGGCUUGGUCUCUGGGGUCAGCUCUCUUGCCAGUUUACUGGGAAGAUGAAGAGAAUGCCUUGUCAUCUCACAGACACAGACUUAAUAAAACAUUACAUAUGGGUCUCUACGUAGAAACUGCAACUUGGACAUUCAAGUUGACAGAAUCUGUGCAAGAGAGUGGAUACUUUGGCCCAACAAAAAUGAGAUUUACCCCUUUCAUGAGGAUAGAACAUCAGGGGAGUUUUAUGACUGUGGUUGUUAAGGGUCUAGAGGCUGUAAAUGUCCAGCUUGGGAUAUCGUCUCUUACUGUUGAUCCAGUCGGCAUGUGCAUAUGUGGAAUUGCUGAUAUUCAGGAGGGUGAUAUUUCAUCGGGUGAAGGCCAGACAGUCAAAGCCAAAGGAGUAACAUCCUUCAUAAGUGUUGGUCAAGAUGGACAAGAAUAUCUAUCGCAGUCGUUGUUUGAUCCACAGGUUUUGAUGGAAGCACAAGAACUGUGGGAUUAUUCAUACACUUGGGAUAGACAUACUAAAGAUACAACAGAAGCAGUAAUGUUGGCAAGAACGGGUGCAAUGGCUAUGGAUUACUUUUACUACAUGGAAAUUCCUCAGGAUAUGAACAGUGAGCAACUAUCUGAGAUUAGCACGGAUUUAGAGUUCAGUAACAUGAAUGAACGCGCAAUUUGUCGGGUCGUAUUUGGAGCCUCUGAAACAAGCUUGUCAUCGGGGUUAUAUCAUCGAGUUGAAGCAGUUUCUCAUGCUCUCAGCCAGCAUGAUUAUCCUCCUUAUUCUAAUCCCCCAAGCUAUGCAUUUAAGGAUUCUGGUAACUCUGGAAAGAGUGCACCUAAAACUGCCAAAGAGGAAAGUUCUCAGAAUCCAAAUUUGACCUCAGACAUAUUAUCAGACAUUUUGCAAGUAUCUGAAAAAUUUGCAUUUAUUACAAAGAAGAUUGAGCCACCAGAUAACAUGUCUGCACCUUCUGAGGAAGAAGUUGCAAUUCUUGAGUGUAACACUCCAAUCCGUUCAUAUGUAGUGACAGUGAUUGAACCAACCUUAGUACUACAUGCAGCACAACAUGGCAAGAUCAACAUGAAGACUAUCUUCAGUGCUAAAAGAAGAAAGAGAAACCAGAAGGCCAGUGCUGAGUUGUGCAUGGCACGUGUAUUACCUGUUCCAAGUAUAAGAGUUAAACUGUCACGCUUUGACACUGAGUGGACCAAACCAAUGUAUGCCAAGAGACUCGUUUCAGCAGCCUGUAUGCUGCGACCCCCAUCACAGACAAUGCUUCAUAACUGCCAUUCUCAUUUAACCUUUACGGCCCAUAAUGUCUGUAUCGGCUUGCAGUAUCAAAACAACAUUGUACCACUUCUUCAAGGUUUCUCACCUUCACUCUACUAUAAGAGUCUUCUUCUGCCUGCAUAUUGGAUGCUAUCACAUCAACCCCACAAUGAAUAUUUUUGCCAUGCUGAUUCCUUAACCGUUGAGUUUAGCGCUCCCCAACUGAUGUUAUGCUAUCAGUUAUUGACGUCAUGGCAGGAGGUGCAGCCACAACCAGAACGUCUGCAUCAGGAUACUUUAGUGGAAGAUUCUCUCUCUGUCCGAAGAUUACCAGUGAUAGCAGUGAAAGUAGGUCAUGUAGAAGCCAAGUCUUGUGAUACUCCAUCACUAAGGGGAAAUAUGGCAACAGUGGGGACCUUAUCAGUAAGUUUACACCGACCUCAGGGAGACCUCUUGUGCCUCCUCUUUUCAGGACCAGAGGACAACACUGGUCUUGAGGUGUUGCUUCCUGAGACUUUGUCUGCAUCUGAUAAAUUGAUCAAAGUUGUGAUGCAGUUCCCCAAUGACAGCAGUAAUGAAAGUGUCCCCAGUGUGCUUACAGUUGGAAUGAAGAAGAUAGCUUUGUUGUUUGAUCCACAGCUAAUGCAGUGGCUUAGGUACUCACCAAGAAAAAUAGAUUCAGACAUUCUUACAGAAAUGGUAUUUCUGAAAAAAAUAUCUGAAGUAAGAGGGAUUGUAAAACCCCAAAGAAAGCCUUCUGAAACUGAAUCUGAGGUAACAAAAGUAGAGUCUUCAACAGCAACUUUAUCUGAAGCUAAAACGGGAAGUAGAGGAAUACUUUUCUCAACUCAAGAAUCAGCUGUGGAGGAGCCUCCAAAAUCAUGGAAAGAAAAAUUUGUCGAGUGGUAUCCCAUUUUAAGUAGACUUUUGAUUCAUGUAGACUUGGACACAGCCACAAUUUUUCUCUCGUCGUCUCCUCUAAGCAUUGCAUCCGAGUCUGGACUGGUUAAUGCUGUACAUCGCACCUACUUAACACGUAGUGAGAGAGUACUAGGAGAUACGUUGGUAUUGUGUCUCCCACACCUGGUUCUUCAUAAUGCAGCUCAAAAGCAGAAUCUUCUGCACAAUGUCUAUGAUGUACCUGUUAUGUUACCUUCUGAUCUCUGGGCCACAGGUAGGGAUAAACUUCCUUGGUCACUGAAUUUAGGCGGAUUUAGUGUUUACAGUUUACAUGGUACUGGUAACCAUGUGAAGUUACAAGUGCUGAAACCAGUGAAUACGACAGCUACACUGGCUAUCACAACUAAAUAUCAGGGUCCUUCCCUUAACCAACUUGGUCUAGUGAUUCACACAGACAUGUCACCUUUGGAUUUCUGUGGCAGUCGAUGCCAGGUUGUGGGUCAUGUGACCAUCUUGGAAAAUUUAUUGAACUUGGCUUCACUCUUUGUCAAACCUCCAAAAGAGUAUCCCACAGGGUCCACAUCAUCUACACCUGCUCCUCAGCCAUUGGAGGCCUCUUCUGAACCUACUACACUUCCGCCUUUCCAUCAGUCUACUUCUCCUCCCCUACAAUCACAGUUUCAGCCUUCCCAUAAUCAAACGCCACCCAAGCAGCUGAAUCACAGUAACUCUGAUCCCAACACCUUGUUAGUUACUGAAGUGGAAGAGGUUGAGGAGGAAAGAGUUCAAGUUGUAAGUGAAGCUGAUAUGCAAUCCUCUUCAGGCCCAGUAGUAACAGCUUGGGUUCAGUGGACUGUUGCUCGAGUAUCGGCAUCACUCUAUGCUAAUGAUGGCGGAGAAAACCGAAAGUUGAGGGCUGAAUUGGAAGACCUUACUACUGCUCUUGAUUUUCAUCAAGUUUAUUCAAAAGUUAAGCUCAAGGUGACUGCUGUAAGCAUACUCCAUUUUACUAAAAGGAAUAAUUCAUGGGUCGCUGGAGAACAUGAAGGUGUUGUGAUGACUUGUGGAGAUCAGUUAACUCAUGACCUGAAAGUCAUUAAUCCUCUUAAUGGCACAGUUGAUCCUCACUACCACUGUGGCCGUUCAAAUAACACACCAACAGAGCAACCCAAACCUCAUGGUUUUAUUUCGUUAACAUUGACCACAGCACUUUGCAAAAACAUUCAUUCCUGCUGGAAUACACUCAUUAAGAAACACUUAAAUGAAGAAAGAACAAUGCCAAGUGAUAAGACAGCGGAUCAUUACCUGAGUGAAGUUGACAUACGCAUUCAGCCAUUUGAUUGUGUAUGUUUUCCAGCAUCCUUGCAUAUUUUUGCAACUGUUUAUGAACCCUGGUUGCAGUUGCAAAUCCCAAAAAAUUUAAUGAAUACUGGGAGAGCUGUUUCCAAGACCCCUUUGGGUAUGCAAUUAAACAAUCACACACUGCCACUGGUGUAUCUUCAUGCAGAGACCAUCCGUCUCUUCCUCCCAUCACGUGACACGUCUAGUGAAGAUGCUUCUGUUCAGAAUAUGUUCCUUAUACAGCUCGAUUCUACCAUGAUUACUCCUCAGGUAGAUAAUCCACUCUCUCGUAUCAUGAUUCGAUCAGAUAUUUUCCAUAUGGCAGAGCGAGCUAGAAUAUUGGGUGUGCCAGGAUCUGAGGUGGAAGAUCGACAGUACCAAAUUGAUCUCUCAGGAUUUAGUGUCAGCACAGGGUCUUGGUAUGAUUUAGUUCAUGUGAAAGGAGGCCGCCCUCGGAGUUCAUCAGGAGAGCGGCUUCGAGUAAUGGGAGAAAACCCAGCUCUUGAAUGGAACAAUUAUGAUCCAACACAGGACAACAAGAACACAGAUAUAAUCCUUCAUCCUUUCAUUGCUAGAUUUGAUAGCAGAAUCAUUGCUGCUCCAGCCAUUGUUUACCGAGGAAAUGAAGAAGGUAAUGAAAACAUUUCAAAUGUUUUGGUGGCAGGACAUUCAUUGGAGAUUAAUGCUACAUCAGAUAUAGACUUGCACAUUAGCUUGCCACAGUUCACACUGCUUCAAGAAAUUAUUGAAGACACAACCAGGCUCAUCACACAGAUGGUUGCAAGUGGGAAAAAGGGAAGGGCAACCCAUCCACCUCGAGACAUUCAAGACAGUGGUGUUGACUGUGACAUAUCCUCUGUUGAGUUGACGAAGGGGAUGGUUAGUCAGAAGACCUCUGGUACUGCCAUAUCUUGGUCCUUUGUUCCCAUUGAGUUGCUGAUUACAGGAGGAAAGAUUACUGCCAGCGUGUUUGACAGAGGCUACUUGGAAGAAGGGCAGAAACUUAGCGUUAAGGGUUGGCAAAGAAGCAAACUUGAGCAAAGAGCUAAAAAAAGGGAGCGUGAACUUAUUACUGAGGCUGCAUCUACAGAGUCUGAGCCUUCACCAAAGAGGUUACCUCAGUUACGUCAGCGUCUGUCUCUUAGAGGUGCUGAUGGAGAUUCACACUCGGAAAAAGAAGUGGAAGAUGGUUAUGAAGGUUCAGAAGAAGGUUCAGUUUGUGAAGGUGGAGGAGUAAGUUCCAUGCAGCUCCGCGUCAUGCCCUUACUGUUUGUGGUGGUUUCACAACCCCAUGCUUUCCUUUCAUGUCAACCUCUAAAACAGAAGUUGGACAUUUCUUGCUUUGAUUUCAUUCUUCGCAGUGUGCCAAAAGGGUUCUCAGUUAAGGCAACUGAAGCCAAACGACUACCAACUCUUGAGGAUUACACAUCAUCUUGGUUAGAAACCCGCCCAGGUGAUCCUCAUCCCAAAACUGGCAUUCCACCUGCUCUGAUGGUAAUCUCGGCUCUUGAUUUCUUACACAAACCAGCUCGCAUAAAUAUGGAAGUGGGGAGACCAGUCCGGUUAUACUUAAGUGAAAGUCGAUGGCAACAAGUAGUUCACGUGACCAACUGUCUUUCUAAGGUGAUGCCAUCAAUGACAUCAGCAUCUGAACCUGAUGGAUGCUCUGGAGAUGACACCAGCAAACAUGAAGGGCCUAAAACUUCAUCUCCUGAAGUCCUACGCCAAAGCUUAGCCAAAUUUGAUAGCAUCUCCAUUGUUACAAGUCAGGUUGUUGUUAAUUGUGAAAUUAUGAAGCCAAACAAAUCCAAAACUGAGGCUCAUAGUAGUGUUUCAGGGUUUAAAUUUUGUGUGUCUACAUCUCGCAAACGCUCCACACAAACUCAGGAUGUUAAACUUGAUUUUAUUUCUGAAAUCCUUGUUAGUACUGAGGUCCAGGAUCUUCAGUUGAAAACAAUUUAUCAUUCCCAAAAACUUCAACCAUUCCUUCGUCCUUGGACAGUUUCAGGGGAGUUAAAACUUUUAUGGCUACAGUGGAGUUCUCAGCCUUAUAUAGAGGUGAAGAUUGAUACAGAAACACUGACAGUAGACUUAGGACCAGAACACCUUUUUUGCUUCAUGGACAUAGAGCGACAUAUUUCUGGUUUCCUUGGAAAGAAAGAGACUAAGCUGAGUACAAAAGACAGCUCAGAAAAGGCAGAAAAGGAGGAACGUCAUCAUGAUAUCUUGUAUCAAGAUGACCUACGUGCUGGCAUUUUUCAGUAUGUCAGCCUUGCUCUUGAAGAUCCAAAGCCAUAUCAGGUUGUGUUUGACAAAAUGGCAGGAACAAUGGUGUGGUGUUAUCCAGAGCCUCGUACAUUAACUAGGGUAGAUAUAUAUCCAGUCCCAUUUGUUGCUGCCUCAGAAUAUAGUACUUUGGCAGAUGCUCAAGAUAAAGAUCAGGUUAUGUGUGCCCUCCAGUAUUUUGAUUCUUUAAGAGACACUUUCAUUACUUACAGACAGUUUGAACUUUCAGAAUCCAAGUUCUGUCAACUGGAUCUUCCAAGUUUUUAUGAGAAACAGCACAUUGCAGUGUCUUCCAUGUGGAGAGUUGUUAUUGACUAUUGUGAAGAAGAGAGUAACUCAGGUGAUGGUAGAAUUGUUGUCUCACCUGGAGCUCUUGCUGCAUGUAUGAGAGUUGAUUCCAUGUUUUCUGUUGAUCUGUUGCCUCGAAUGCAAGCAGUUGUCACACUUGGUCAAGCACAAAUUACCUUACUCAAUCAUUUGUCUCUUACUGGCAAGAAAUUGCCGAAGGAACUUAAAUCUUACACUCUGGAUAAAUUAGCACCUGAAGAGCAACCUUUCCUCACAUGCACUUUGGAAAAUUGUUUUAUUCGUCAUUAUGUGUGGUCAGCUGCUGUGCAUAUGCAGGUUGGUGGCUCAUUGCGUGUGGAUGUACUGAGUUACAGUUUUCUUACUAACAGUUGUUUACUUGAACCAACCUUUAUAGAGGCACGCCUUGUAAAACAAAAUGCUGAAGGACCUGACAAGCCCAACUGCAUAGAUUCUUUGGUUACAAUAAAGCCAAUGUUCAUACAUAUUAAUCAGUCUCUCAUCCAUACAUUAAAUGUUGCCCAUGAAAGUUGGCUACAAGUUUCAUCAAUAGUUGCCGAUGUUGCUAGUGGACCAAAUUUAACUCUUCUCAAGAAGUCCCCUGUCAUUUUUAUGACCAAUUAUUUGAUUUGUAAUGACACAUUGGAAACUAUACGUUUUGGCCAAGUUGGAACUGAUGAAAAUAUACUCCUUUCAUCCCGUAGUUUACAUUUAUACUGUUGGAGAAGUCACAAAUUACCUCCAAAGUUGCAAGUAUGUGUUGAAGGAGGAAAAUGGAAAUGGUGUGAUCCAUUCAUGCUAGAAACAGAAGGAUCGCAGGUUCGCACCAUUCAUCAUGACAAUCACCACUUUCACUUUCUUGUAAUUCUCGAAACGCUGUCCCCCACUCAGAAGUUGAUCACAUUCUCAGGUUUACUCUCUGUUGCCAACUACCUCAGUGAACAUCUUGAAUUUCGUGUUAUGGAAAUGAGCAAAGAGAAGGAAUCCCCAAAGCAUACAGCAACACACAUGUUACAUAGUAAAACUGUAGCACCUUCAUAUGUAGGAGAAGCUCAUGGUGUGAGAGUAAGAUUGAUGGGUAAUCAAACUGUUUGGUCAGGGGAGAUUCCUCUGUCUCUAGAACGAACUAAGGAUUCUCUUCUAGUAAAGAUCCCUCUCAAGGUCAAAGGAGAGAGCAUUCUUUCAUGGUGCAGGGUUUUGAGACAGCGAGUUGGAUCUGUUUGGAGAUUGUUGGUUAUAUUUAGUCCACAGUAUAUGGUUCGUUCUCAUCUUCCAAGGCCUCUGAUACUUCAUGUUACUACUCCAAGUACUCACACUUCAAGUCAGAUGAUUGUCAAAGGCCGUGGCAACAUUCAUACACUUCAUUGUGAUAAUAAUGUGUCACAUCAUCUCACAUUCCAACUUAAUCCUGAGCUUGAAGUUUCAAGCCCCCCUAUUCCACUUUCUCGGGGCAUGGCUGAUCAGAUGAGGUUAUCACAAUCUCAAGAUUCUGUAGACAUUUCCCAGUACCUUCAGGAAUUAUUUGAUGGUCCAGAAGAUCGCUGGCCAUAUAUUGAUACAUCAGAUUUUGUGGGUGAUGUUUUGUUUGCUGACCAACCAAAAAUUGAUCUGCAGGUUGGAUUUUCAAGUCUUUCUCCUUACUGUAGUACAUUGGUUGUUGAUAUUCGUCCUUGGGCUUUGGUGGUGAACCAUACUGGUAUUGAAAUAUUGCUUCAGGAAGUUGAAUCUCCUAACUCAUGGUUUGUUCCUCCUGGGGCAGUGUUUGCCCCACCAAAAUUUGAUGGCUUAUUUACUAUAGGUCUCAUGGACAAAGAAGAACAUUUUCACACAACUUCAUUGCAAUUUUCCAAAGAAGAUAGGUGGUACAGUUUGAAGUUUGAAGGACGAAUACCACGAGAGGGAUCCGUUAGCCUGCGCAUCCCAACACAGGAUAAAGUAUGUUUCAUCACUGUGCUUUCAAAAUAUGAGGAGAACAUACAGAUAAUGCAUUUGGUGCCUACAUAUUCCAUUGCUAAUGAUACCUUGGAGGAGAUGACUGUGCGAUCAAUGUAUGUUUACUCUGGCGAAAUCAAAGUACAACUCCCCAUAUCUCUGCCGAUGGUACAGCUAUGUUCAAAGUCAAACAAUAGUGAAAUGAAAGAAUUAGCACUUCUUUUUUGGCACAUUCUGAAGGACCCAGGAUCGUCAAGUUCAGAUGAAGAACUGUGUUGCAUUCAGGUUGGUCAGAAUGGCUACCAUGGACACCCAGUAGUUAUUAGAGAUGGCCUUGCUGACCAGCGGAUGACCUUUACAUUGCCCAGUAAGGAAAAUGGUCCAAUUCUCAAUAGAUCAUUUUUGAUCACUGCUCAUAAGCAUUUUGGUCAAGUCAAAAUGAUUGUACAAGUGGACCCUUCACCCCAGAUGAUUUUGCACAACAAUACCAAGGCUCUUUUGAUACUAGGCCAAAGUUCCUUGAAAGAAGAGGGAAUUAUGGAGGAGGAGUUGGAUAUGUUUGCUGCCAUGCCUUCUGUUCCACCUUCCAAGGCCGUGCACUAUACAUUCCCAUACAUUUCCCAAAAAUUCCCAAACAUCUUGGCUAAUGGUGCUGCCUAUCCUCGAUUGCAUUUCUCUCAGCCAGAUAUUUUGAAUAAUGCAGAAACAGAAGAGGUAUUAUGGAGUCAAGGUGUAGAUAUUCAACAGCAUUAUGACCAAUUUGUAAGUAUCCCUGGUCACGGAGAUGUAAAGGUACGGAUUGAGCAUGUUGGACAUACAACCCACGUAUUUAUUGAUCCUGUGAGUCGAGUGGAAGUAUCCGCCAAAGACAUUAGAAGUCGUAUUGCAGCAGAACCCUCUAAAGGGCGGGUAGCCACAUCGACCAACAGAGGACGAGCAAUAAAAGAAAAAGAAGGAAUGUUGCCUGAAGGAGAUCCUCUGCUUGCACACAGAGCAAGUAUGGAUGCUGACUCAGUAUCCCUUAAAGAGGCUUCAUCAGAAGCAGUGACUCCACCAUCUCCAAAAUCAUCGCCCCCAAUACCUCAAACUCCCAAGGAACCAAAGUCUACUACUGUGUUUUAUUGCUCAUUUUUCUGUACACAGGUAGUUUUGGUUUUAAAGGAUGAUGUCAGUGACCAAGAAAAUAUCUCAGAAAUAAUGAGAAUUACUGUAGACAAUUUUAUUGUAAGUGCCCGUCCAAAGAUUGACCUUUCAGAAAAGCUCAGAGCACUGGAUUACAGAGUAAAGGAGCGCAUUGAAGUAAUUAUUUUCUUGGGUGAUGCACAAAUUGACAAUCAGCUCUUCAUACUUGGAAAAUAUGAUUUUCCAGUGAUUCUGAUCCGACAGAACCCUGAAACAUCUCCAAAGUUUUCAGCUUUUGAUCCAAUUGAAAGAGCAAUUCAAAUAUCACAUAAUAAUGCACUUUUUACCUUAUCUGUUAUUCUUGAACGUGCUCCUGUAGGUUUGUGCAUGUAUUCUGUCCAUAUAAAGCUCAAACCCAUUAGUUUGUAUGCAGAGGAUGCCAUAUUUUAUUCACUGAUGGACAUCUUGUCAUCUUUCCUUCCUGUGUCUAAGCACAAACCUUCAAAUCUUUGGGAAAGUGACAGUGAAGAUGAAGAAGAGGAAAAGUUACCAGUUGUUGUGAAGAUGCCUCAAGAGGUCCUUGUAAAAUCACAUGCUAUGACCUGGCCCAUUCAUAUAACGCAGUUAACUAUAGAGCCAAUAUCCUUGUUACUGAGUGUCCAUGCAUCCAUCAAACUUUACGUUGCACUAGACCAGUCUCCACUAAACUUUGGAAAAUAUGAUCGGCUGGAGAUAAGGACAACAAGUUACAGUCUUGGACACAACUUAGCCAUGCAUUAUCUUUCCGGAGCCCUUAUAAGAGCUGGGUGGGUUGUUGGCUCACUGGACUUGCUUGGAAAUCCUGGAGGAUUUGCAAGAAUGGUUGGAUCUGGUGUGAGAGACUUUGUUCAGCUACCCUAUGAGGGAAUACUGCUGGGACCAUGGGCAUUCAUUGCUGGCAUUACCCAUGGGUCCAUGUCACUUGUAAAGCAUCUAACAGCAGGUACUGUUGUGUCACUGACAAAUUUAGCUAACUCUGUUGCACGAAAUAUGGAACGGUUGUCAUUGGAUGCUGAUCAUGCAGCAAGAAGUGAGGCUGGACGUCGUUAUCAGUCCUCAGGUCUUGCUCAUGGCCUUAUGCAAGGUCUCUCUGCCUUUGGGAUAUCCUUAUUAGGUGCUAUUGGGGGACUUGUUCAUCAGCCAAUGCAAGCAAUAAUGAAUGAGGGUGUGACAGCAAGUACUGUUGUUGGAGGAGUAGGCAAAGGCCUAGUUGGCAUUGUUACUAAACCUAUUGGAGGUGCUGCAGACCUCAUUGUACACACAGGUCAAGGCUUAUUGCAGGGUGCAGGUUGGCAUCAGGAACAAGUAGCAAAGUUUCCCCCCAUGGUUGAACCUCAUAAUAUGGAAGUGAAUGCACCUUUGAAAUUAGUAUGGAAACUAGUAGCAGCUCUGCCUCAAGAGUGUAGGGCAGUGCUUGCUGCGGUUGAUGCCACACAUUUGACAGCUGCAGGCACCUACACACCAGUCACUAUCCUCCUUACUCCUCAAGUACUCUUUAUAUUGGGGGUUGAAGAAGAUGCCCAGCAGCAUGCUCUUCCACUUCAUGAAGUCACAUGGCGAGCCCAUGCAAGUGAUCCAACACUGAUUUAUAUUGAAAAAGUUCAGCCAGAACCCAAGCCACAGAAUCCUGAUAUGGAGCCUGUGAGUGGAUGUCCAGAACGAGUAGCAGACUAUGUGAGAAGUACAUGCAGUGAAGGUCUGGAGGGAGGUGGACUUGAUUCCUCUGCUGCUUCUUCAGAAGAAGAUGAGCAUGUUCCUGGUCACUUUCCUCGCAUCAAGCUGUAUGUUUCACCAAGGUUGAGACCUGCAUUGCUGUCUUCCAUCAACAUUGCAGCAAGAGCUAGUCAGGGGAGAGGGUUCAUUGUUUAGUCAUAGAUGACUGGAAAGGGAGAAGAGCAACCAAUUGCUUAGUGGACCAACUGGAGGGACCAGUAGACUACAGACAAAGAACUAGAGCAGAUUGGGAACAAGGCAAAAAGUGCGUAAGAUGAAAGACAUUGGAGGGAACUCAGCUACCCAAUUUUGUUUUCUAAAAAUUGGACACAAAAUCCUCCUUAGUGAUGGUGAUGAUGGAAGAACUAGGUUUUAGCUGAAAUUGUGUAUGUUGGGAGCAUUUUAAUCAGUUUAGGUACAUAACAUUCCUUUCAGGAUACUAUUAUUUUCCUUGUUAUAAUCACUUACUUGUUGUGUCAUGUUUAUUUUGUGUCACUCUAAUAUCUUACAACCCAAAUUGUGGGAGUUAUGUUUGGAUAUAAUUUGCAUAAUAUUCAGUGCAUUUGAGCUUAAAUAUAAUUUUAAUAGUUUAUUGGCAGGUACAUAUUACUGUGGCUACUUAGUGCAUUUUCAGCAUUGUUCUUCCUGCCAUUUUGUGAUUGCCAUGCCCUAGAUAACAUUAGCUGCAUAAGUUCAUUGAAUACAAAAGGUUUUUAUUGGUAUAGAUUGACUAUAGGUGUAGAAAAUUAUAUGACAGGAAAGUAGUUAUCUACUUUGUUAGUUGUAUAUAAUGUAGUCUGUUUUGGGAACUGAUGGUAGACAUAUUUAGCUGAUAUCAUUGAAGGUAAUCCUUUUUAGUGGUAUGGAGACUUUGUGCUAAAAUGUUCUUGCAUCUAUGUAUUUACCGUAUUUACCGGCAUAAAAGAUGCUCCCUCACAUAAGAAUGCACCCUUAUUUUACAAGGAUAUUUUGUGGAAAAAACAAUUUUAGUAUGAUUCAUAAUACAUUUAUUGAAAGAUAUUUUAAAGUGAUUUUGUAGGAAAAAAUGUAUGAUUAUGUGCAUAAAAUACAAUAAUGUGAGAGUACUGAAAUAAAGUAUGGACUUUGAAUGAUCAUGUGCAUAAAAUACAAUAAUGUGAGAGUACUGAAAUAAAGUAUGGACUUUGUUUGAAAUUUACUGUCAAUAAACAAUAGGCGGUGCUAUGCUUUUGUUGACAUUCACUCAUUGCAGAUGGCUGACAGGCUAACUGCUGAUGUAUUGUAAGCACUUUUUUGUAAGUUUGUGAUGACAGACAGGUAAUUCAGCUUGUUUUCAAUAUUUUAUUAUUAGUAAAACAGUUUACUUGAAUGAUUAGGCUUGUUUUUUAGGCUUGUUUUUCAAUGUUUUAUUAUUAGCAACAAUUUUUGUGCCUACCCAUUAUGCUUGCUGUAGGAAAGGCAUAGCCUUGCCUACAGCGCUUGGUCUCCCAUCCGUAAUACAGCCGCAUUGGACGCAGGUUAGUUUUUUAAUACACUUAACAAUAAAAUAAUUGUGUCUAAUAUGCCGGCAAAUAUGGUAAUUCCCUUCAUUUAUGGAUUGUGCAAUCGUUAAUUUUACGUAUUGUAUCCUUAGCUAACGAGAUUAUGCAAGAUAGUGAUGCAUGGUGAUGCUUUUGAACAUUCAUCGUGAAAAUACAAGUUUGAAAAUGCAUAAAGAGAUGUAUUUUAUUUUCAUAACUAAAAUACAUCAGCAGUCAGGAGCAAGGUAGAAUCUUUAAUAAUAUAGGUUCAGGAUAUUAAUGUCAGCUGAAAAAAGACUGUAUAUAUUAUAGAAACUAUGAUUUGGGAUUAUUUUUGCAUUCAGCAUUGUCUUUUUGUUUAACAGACCUUUGAAACAUUUUUUCUACUUUUUUCCAGCAGUGAUGUUCUACACUAUUUUAAAUAGUAUACAUUAAUGGAAGUCUGGGAACUUGUACCUACUCCACUCUUAUACCUGUUAGUAUUUGUAGUUUCUGGUAAUGUGUAUCAAGUAUUGGAAACAAAUCCUUAAAGAAAAGUUGUCAAAUUUCAAAAUUUUUUGUUAAUUCAGUCCUUAGAUUUUUGUUUUAAUUUAUUAAUUAAGAUUAAUGUUUUUACUCUAUUGAGAACAAUUCCUUUAGACCAGAGAUAAAAGGGUUAAUGAUGUUGACACAAUGUUCUAAUUACACUGUUUAUUAAUAAAAAUUAUUACUGGAUAACAGUAUUGUAUUUAACUGUAAACUGUAAUUAGUUUCUUAUGUUGUCAUUCAUAUUUUAAACCCAGGAAUUUUUCAGUAACUUAAGAUUGAGAAUAUACACUUUAAGAUAACUGAGGUAUGUCAGUUUUCAAAGACAUUUGUUGUACCUUUUGCUUGUCGAAGUAAUUGAUUUUAAGUAUUAAUUUAUUGUUUUGUGAUAUUGUCGCCUUGUCAUUUUUAUGUUGGUUUUCUUCUCUUUGCUUUUCCAUUUUGAAGUUGUCUUUCCCAUAUUUUCCAUUUUGGUGAUAUCCAUCAAGUUGUGAAAAUCAGAUGUAACCUUUCUUUUCAAAAACACUAUUGUAUCAUGUACAGUAUAUGUACUUAAAAUAUAGUUGAUUAUAGGAGCUAUCAUUCAUUUUGUCACAUUUGAUUAUUUGUGGUUGGGGAAAUUGUUGGUGUAUCAGUCUGUGAGUUUAUCCUGCAUUAUAUUAUUAAUUAGCUUACUAUUUUUUUGAAUACAAGGAACAGGUUAAUGUUGAAUUUAUUAGAAAUUUGAACCUAUUGCAAAAGAAUAGAAUUCUAACAUACAAAUGUCCAGUAUUGGAUGAUAUACAAUUUUCAGUAGCAAUGCCAAAGUUCAAGUGAAGACUAUUAUUUAAGAGUAGUGAAAUGCUGUAAUAUUGUGAUAUAGCUGUAAGUGAAGAGGUAGAUUUACUGCAUUGGAAAGCAGAAAGAAAUUAAGUAUUUUUGUACAAAUUUUAUGCAAUUUUAUGCAAGAGCAGUGAAUACUAUAUCUAACAUUUUGAUCUAUUUCAUACAGUGGUGUUACUGUGUUUGUUUAAUAUACUGUACCACAUUCAGUGGUUAUUGUUUUCUGGCAAUUUAUUUUUUAUAUUGUAGUAUUUGGUUUAUCCACCUAUAAAUUGAUCUGUGUGUGUUUUUGAUUAUCACAUACAUUAUUUCAGCACUGUGUUGUUAGCUUAAUUUUUUUCUUUUAAUAACAUAGAAACUUUCUUUGUAAUUCAGGAAUGUAACUGUAAGUCGGAAUUAAGUUUUCCUUUCCAUAUUGCUUGUCAUAAAAGAGUCACAAGCAAUAUCCAAGAUUCAAAGCACAAAUAGAAAGCAACUCAUGGUUAGAUUUUGCAGAUAAAAUGCACUAUUACAUGCAAAGAGAAUGUGAAAGACAUGAUUGACUGGUUGAACUGCUUUUCUAAAUGCUUUUGAUAUUUAUUUACCUGAAUUUGAAAAAUAAAAAAAUAAUUUAUCCAA
This is a messenger RNA of Macrobrachium nipponense, 15068 nucleotides long. It is a transcript of the gene Vps13B, whose product is annotated as intermembrane lipid transfer protein VPS13B-like. The record is from RefSeq and is a predicted model, not a curated record. The transcript is spliced from 41 exons. Lineage: Eukaryota; Metazoa; Arthropoda; Malacostraca; Decapoda; Palaemonidae. Bases 1 to 11760 code for a protein of 3919 amino acids.